Messenger RNA from Nicotiana tabacum (common tobacco), 1399 nucleotides. Its product is annotated as WD repeat-containing protein VIP3-like. Gene Ontology annotation, cellular component: Cdc73/Paf1 complex. Gene Ontology annotation, molecular function: protein binding. The record is from RefSeq and is a predicted model, not a curated record. Lineage: Eukaryota; Viridiplantae; Streptophyta; Magnoliopsida; Solanales; Solanaceae.
AAAUAAGAGACCAGAAUGUAAUUAUUGUAACAUGAAGGACUUACCUACAAAACAGGAGUAAAUCUGCCUUUUCACUCUCAGUAAGCGAAAGUGACAGCAGAGAUCUUCACUUCCAUCUCCUAGGGUUUAACCAUUACCAAAAUCACCAUGAAACUAGCUUCACUAGACAGUAUCCAGAACGCGCACGAGGACUCACUUUGGACGGCGGCGUGGGUCCGAUCGACCGGCGAUAAACCGGCGCUACUUCUCACCGGAGGACUUGAUGAAACGGUCAGGAUAUGGGACCCAACCAAAUUCACUUGCCUUCAGACAAACACCGGUCAUUGCCUCGGCGUUGUAUCAGUCACCGCUCAUCCGAAUCGCAGGAUCGCGGCGUCUGCUUCUAUAGACAGUUUCAUUAGAGUGUUUGAGGUUGAUACUAAUAACACCAUCGCCACUCUCGAAGCUCCUCCUUCUGAAGUCUGGCAAUUGCAAUUUAGUCCCGAUGGUGGCACUUUGGCAGCAGCCGGAGGUGGUAGUUCAUCAGUCAAGCUAUGGGAUACCACUCAGUGGCAACUCAUUGCCACAUUGUCAAUUCCGCGGCAAGGAGGCACACAACCAUCCGAGAAAAGUGGCAACAAGAAAUUUGUCCUGUCAGUUGCAUGGAAUCCUGAUGGUAGACUUCUUGCCUGUGGUUCAGUUGAUGGAACUAUCUCUGUUUUUGAUGUGGCACGUGCGAAGUUCCUCCACUUCUUGGAAGGCCAUUCCAUGCCUGUGCGCUCUCUUGUGUUUUCGCCUUCACACCAUGAUUCAAGGAUACUUUUCUCAGCAUCAGAUGAUGGUCAUGUGCAUGUGUAUGACGCUGAGGGUAAAACCUUGCUCACAUCUUUGUCAGGUCAUGCGAGUUGGGUUUUGAGUGUGGAUGUCUCUCCAGAUGGGGCAGCCAUUGCAACAGGUUCUAGUGACAAGACCGUUAGGCUGUGGGAUCUUAAAAUGAGAGCAGCUACACAGACAUUAACCCACCACACUGACCAGGUAUGGUCUGUGGCGUUUGGACCACCAUCAAGGACUGAUGUUAGGUCUUGUAUGCUUGCCAGUGUAUCCGACGAUAAGAGCAUAUCAUUCUACCAGUACUCCUGAUUGUUCUGAGCUGGUAAGCCCAAACUUUUGAUUGCCAUCUCUUUUUGCAUGGCCUGUAUGUGAACCAAGAACGUACGAGAAAAUCAUCGGCUUUUUAUUCCUUGGAUCCACAAAAAGUUAUUAGAUUCUUUUUGAAUUUCAUACACAGCAGCCGGUGCUAUUUCGUACAUUGUCCAUGAAUUAUUGCUAAUAUGUCAAGGUUCAUUAUUAUUGUAAACCUAGCAUUUAUGCAUUUGCUAUUAUUUGGAAUAGCAAUUACAAAUAUUCCUUUUUGGUGAUU